AUGGAUCUCACGCCGCUGCAACGAAGCGUUUUGGACCGAUACGAAACACUUUCAAAAUCAUUGCACAAUCUCGAUGACACGAUCAAGAAUCUAAGAGAUAACGGAUCAUCAGAAUCACCUGAACAGGUACUGCGGCAACUCAGGGAAAUAGAGUAUAAAAUUGCACUUGUUGGGACACUUUUUAAAGGAAGCGUAUAUUCCUUGGUUCUACAAAGAAAGGCAGCGCAGGACGCUGCCGGAAAUUCUGGAAAUACGCAAUGA
Lachancea lanzarotensis is the source of this 261-nucleotide messenger RNA. It is a transcript of the gene DAD3, whose product is annotated as LALA0S13e03532g1_1. The coding region runs from base 1 to 261 and encodes 86 amino acids. The record is from RefSeq and is a predicted model, not a curated record. The transcript has a single exon. Gene Ontology annotation, biological process: attachment of spindle microtubules to kinetochore. Lineage: Eukaryota; Fungi; Ascomycota; Saccharomycetes; Saccharomycetales; Saccharomycetaceae. Gene Ontology annotation, cellular component: DASH complex; mitotic spindle.